GAGAAAUAAUUUAAAAAAUGCUGCGGAUUUUAGUUUUGGCUGCAACUUUUGCAGUUCUUGUUUCCGCAAUCGACUUUGGCGGAUCUUCCAGUGAAUCUUGUGAAGAUGAUGGUCAUGGUCACGGUCACGGAAACGGAAACGGCAAUGGUGGAGCAAAUCGUGGCUGUGACGCUGGAUGGAAGCGGUUCAAUCGUCCGGCAGGCGGAUGGUGCAUGCGAUCGUUUGGCGGUAUUUUGAGCCGAGACUCCGCGGAAGCUCAGUGUCAAACCCUGGGAGCAACCUUGUCCGGUUUUCAGAGUUUUGCCGAGGCUCAAUGGGUUUCCACAUCUGCCGUCUCUGUGAUCAAGCGUCCCAGUGGUUAUCUCUGGAUCGGAGCACGUCCCAGUGGUUAUCUCUGGAUCGGAGCACGGUCACCACUGCCUUCGUCUGGACUGAUGCCUUCACGACGGGAACCGCCGGUUUCAACUGGGACAAUAAGCAACCUGACAACAAGGAUCUUAAUCAACCAUGCGCCAUUGUCCUGGCCGCCCACGCACCAAUCCACUUCCAGAGCUAUCAGUUCCAGCCGGCGAUGAUGGAUGAUGCCGAGUGUGCGGCUGAUUCGGUUGCGUCUAUGGGACGUACUAUUUCAGGAUAUGUCUGUGGUAAACCCGCUAGACAGUGAUUUUAAUAAAUAUAAAAAUUUCUGAGAAA
Molecule: messenger RNA, 693 nt
Organism: Caenorhabditis elegans
Lineage: Eukaryota; Metazoa; Nematoda; Chromadorea; Rhabditida; Rhabditidae
Gene: clec-124
Product: C-type lectin domain-containing protein
Exons: 4
Coding region: 18-575 (185 amino acids)
Source: RefSeq, marked reviewed